This is a messenger RNA of Hibiscus syriacus, 342 nucleotides long. RefSeq names its product GPI-anchored hemophore cfmA-like. The record is from RefSeq and is a predicted model, not a curated record. The transcript has a single exon. Lineage: Eukaryota; Viridiplantae; Streptophyta; Magnoliopsida; Malvales; Malvaceae. Bases 1 to 342 code for a protein of 113 amino acids.
AUGUAUUGUUCCAGCUGGUUUACAGCUCUUAUGAUGGCUCUACUUGCUACCAUGUCAGCUUGUUUAUCUGAGAGCCGGGUUGCGAGAAAAGACCUUGGAGGCAUAGGGCUUGGGGUUGGUGCAGGGAUAGGGCUUGGUUUGGGAGGAUGUGGUGGUGGUUCAGGAUCAGGAGCCGGGGCUUGUUCCGGUUCGGGGUCUUGGGGUUCGAGUUCAAGUUCUUCAUCGAGUUCUGCCUCUUCAUCAAGUUCAUCUGGAGGGUCCAAUGCAGGUUCUGAAGAUGAUUCAUAUGCAGGGUCUCGAGCCGGCUCUGGUGCAGCUUCUGAAAUAUAUAUAUAUAUAUGA